AUGGCUACCAAUUUAGAUCAAGGCAGUCCAAACCACCUGGACACAUUCCUCAUGACCAAUCGUGAUAUCAAGUACGUUCAUUAUGUUAUAGUCACGCUCUUCGGGACCCUCGAAACACAGAUUCUGCCGAUUGCCGGGUGCCAGGAACGAGUUCGCUCGGCAAACGACACACACAGAGUGUCACCUUUUUCCCUAUGGGGAGGUUUCGGCAAUCUCAAGUCCUUCACUGACAAUUUCGGGUACGGUUCAGACCUCUGGCACGCUGAUUGGACGUCUUUGAGGGCAAUGGAUCAGCACAAUGCGUCGGUUUUGUGCAAUGUAUCCGAGGCUGCCGCCCAUCAUCGAGACGUCGACCCAAGCAACCCGUUUCAUCGCUGUCCUCGAAGUGGUCUUCAGCUUGCGCUCCAGAAGGCCAAAGAGCAGCUGAACGUGUCCUUCCUUGUGGGCUUUGAGCUAGAGUUCUAUCUGCUGGAGAAAACGCCCGACGUCGGACAAGGCUGGAAAGCCCCUACAGCAGUGCCAGCCUGCUAUUGGAGCUCACCCAUAUUCCUGCGAGGUGACUUGGGCAUCUGCCUUGCUGCAUGUGUUGACGCCAUCGAGGCUGCGGGCAUCCGGGUUGAGCAUUUCCACGGGAACUUCUCACCCCAGCACUGUGAGAUAGCCCUGUCUCCUCUGCCCGCCCUGGCUUCGACAGAUGCUGUGGUACAGGCCAUAGAGAUCGUGAGAAGAACGGCCGGGCGAAAUGGAUUCCAUGCCACUUUCCACCCAAAGCCUUUCGCCGCGUUCAGCUCCUGCGGCCUGCAUGCUCACAUAUCGAUGGAGCCGCCGGUGGCUAAAGAUAUAUCCGACCAUUUCCUGUCUGGCAUCAUGCGCCGCCUGGAGAUUCUCUGCGGCAUCGGUAUGCCCUUCGAGGCCGCGUCACGCCUCGGCGCGGAGAUGUGUGGAGAAUGGCAAGCAUGGGGCACUGACAACAAAGACGUUCCAGUUCGGAAAAUCCGAGACGGGUACUUCGAGCUACGCUGCAUCGAUUACAUGUCGAAUAUCUACUUGGUCAUUGCUAGCUAUAUUGCUGCGGGUCUUCUAGGCGUCACAGCGAAAGAGCCAUUGGAGCAGAAGGAUUGCCUCGGGUCGCCGUCAUGGCUAACGGACAAGGAACGUCAGGCUCUGGGGAUUGUUAAGCGGCUGCCAUCUACUUCAACAGCUUCCUUGAUCCGGCUAGAAGAAGACCGUAUGGGGCUAGAUGAUGUGAUUGGUACGAAACUGAUGGACUUUUUCCUAAUGGUCAGGAUGACAGACACCAAGGCAGACUGGAAAGAGCUGCAGCUGGUAUUGUAUUGA
Nannizzia gypsea CBS 118893 is the source of this 1338-nucleotide messenger RNA. RefSeq names its product glutamine synthetase bacteria. NCBI's taxonomy places the organism in Eukaryota, Fungi, Ascomycota, Eurotiomycetes, Onygenales, Arthrodermataceae. The transcript has a single exon. Gene Ontology annotation, molecular function: glutamine synthetase activity. Bases 1 to 1338 code for a protein of 445 amino acids. The record is from RefSeq and is a predicted model, not a curated record.